Odobenus rosmarus divergens (Pacific walrus) is the source of this 1109-nucleotide messenger RNA. It is a transcript of the gene CLDN10, whose product is annotated as claudin 10. Gene Ontology annotation, cellular component: plasma membrane; bicellular tight junction. The coding region runs from base 214 to 903 and encodes 229 amino acids. Lineage: Eukaryota; Metazoa; Chordata; Mammalia; Carnivora; Odobenidae. Gene Ontology annotation, biological process: cell adhesion; bicellular tight junction assembly. The record is from RefSeq and is a predicted model, not a curated record. The transcript is spliced from 5 exons. Gene Ontology annotation, molecular function: structural molecule activity.
UUAGAAAGAUCAUCUUAGGCGAUCUUUAAAAUGCCAUCGGUAAAUCAGACUUCAUCCUGAAUCCCGCCCUUCCGCAGGCCAUCCGAGCAUGAAAUGCGGUCCCCUAUGUGCAUUAACUUGCCGUGACACCUGUCCGAGCGCCAGUCGCCCGCUGCAUGCCUGGCCCACCAAAGCGUUCUGUCUGGACGGUGUCACUGGAGAAGGCAGAGAGACAUGUCCAGGGCACAGAUCUCAGCUCUGGUGUUUGGCGUUGGAGGGUUUGGAGCUCUCGUCGCGGCCACCACCUCCAAUGAGUGGAAAGUGACCACUCGAGCAUCGUCAGUGAUAACGGCCACUUGGGUUUACCAGGGUCUGUGGAUGAACUGCGCAGGUAACGCGUUGGGUUCUUUCCAUUGCCGACCGCAUUUUACUAUCUUCAAAGUAGAAGGUUAUAUCCAGGCAUGUAGAGGACUUAUGAUUGCUGCUGUCAGUCUGGGCUUUUUUGGUUCCAUAUUUGCCCUGUUUGGAAUGAAGUGUACCAAAGUCGGAGGCUCAGAUAAAGCCAAAGCUAAAAUUGCUUGUUUGGCUGGGAUUGUAUUCAUACUGUCAGGGUUGUGCUCAAUGACCGGUUGUUCCCUGUAUGCAAACAAAAUCACAACGGAAUUCUUUGAUCCUCUCUAUGUUGAGCAGAAGUACGAAUUAGGAGCUGCUCUGUUUAUUGGAUGGGCAGGAGCCUCACUCUGCAUAAUUGGUGGUGUCAUAUUUUGCUUUUCAAUAUCUGACAACAACAAACCUCCCAGAAUGGGAUACGCAUACAAUGGGGCCACGUCUGUCCUGUCUUCUCGGACAAAGUAUCAUGGCGCAGAAGGAGAUUUUAAAACCACAAACCCUUCAAAACAGUUUGAUAAAAAUGCUUACGUCUGAAAAGAGCACUGCUACGAGCUGUCUUGAGUCAUUAUAAAAGUGAACUGUUCACAAAAUAAUGCCCCCUCAAGGCCUUCCUCUAAUUCACACUCAAAACUAUUUUUAAAACAUGAAUUUGGAGAAUUUGCUGAUCGUAUGGAUGUAAAUGUUCUAAUCAUUUUCUGUUGUGGCUUUCUAUAAAAAAAAUAAACAGGUUAUUUACAGGA